GUAAGAGCGCUGCGAGCGUUCAGCUAACGACGGUGAGCCGAACUGUACCACUGUACACUCUCGAACCGUUCGCGUGUCGGGUAUACACACAGUAUACACCACAACCGGUGUAUAGGUCGUGAGUGACAUUCGAAACAAUUUGUGAAGUUUUUUAUUUGGGACUUACCAGAAUAUCCAUCAAGAUGAAUACCUACGGCGAUAAUAUCAACAUCACCACAAACAUGGAAAAUAACAGAAAUUGUUUGCGCAGAAUCGCUCGUCAUGACGAAACGGAAUUCUCCAAUCAAAGCAUCCUCAACGCAAUGGAAAAGUUCGUCAAGAGUGUGAACACGAUGGAUGAAACCAUCCUGGUGCCUUGCCGCCUCAUGGAUCUGAAAGUCGGCGAUGAUCAAGACCCAUCGGCGAAACAAACCGCCGUCAGUGCAAACGCAAGUGCCAAUGGAAAAUCCAAACAAAACAUAGGCAACCUCCUUAACUCAGCGGAUCUCUUCGACGUCUACAAUAUGCUAAACAAUAUCAAAGAAAACCUCUUGUGGGGCCAAGCACAAUCCGCUGACUUCGAAGAGGAAAGCACACCUGAAGUCAAACCACAGCCGGUGAAAGAACAAGUUCAAGUACAAGGUCAAAGCCAAACUCAUCAAAAGGGUCACGUGAGACGUCCGUCAACUGUCAGCGUCUCUUCGACAAACUCCGCCUCGAGCAUCAGCGACUCCGACUCGGAAAUCGGCGCAGAUGGCGCUGAGAACGAUUCGGGCAUUGAGGAAUCCCAUCAGGAUGUUGCCGAUCGCACCGCGCAAGUCGCACACAAUUUCCGGCGCCAUCUACACGGCUUGACAAGAAGUCUCAAGCAGUUGACAGACGCCGCGCAGUACCUCACGACACGCUACCAGCAUGACAUCGGCAGUCCGAUUUGAUGAUGAGUUGGCAUCAUUCACCAUCGAAUAUUAAAUUAAAAAUUACAAAAAUGUUGAACUUGUGAUUGAAGUCUGUGCGCGCGCAUGCAGUGAAUCUAUUUAGUCUAAUUUGUAUACCAUUGUGAGAGGUGGAGAAGGAGAGGAGGGGGGAGAAGAACAUAACCUAUCAUCUGGACUACCUGCUGCUACUACAAAACUAUUCCAAUUGUUUAAUUUUUUAUUAUUACGGCGUGAAUUUGUAAAAUUCGAAAUUUUUGAGUUGUUUCUAGUAGUGUUAGGGAUGUAAGAUGGUUGGGAACGUGUGAAUGUUGCAAUGUGUGCAUGGAUGAAUGUGGAAGUGAGUGCAAAGGUGGGUAGAUAGAUUAGAUGUGUAUAUUUUUUAAGAUGAACGCUGAAAAUAAUUUAUUAUGUCUAGGCAUUUGUUAUCCUUUGAUUGUACCUCUUGGAAUAUUGAAGUUUUAUUAAUAUAAAGAAGUACCAAAAUA
Messenger RNA from Dalotia coriaria, 1399 nucleotides. Its product is annotated as mid1-interacting protein 1A. The coding region runs from base 183 to 914 and encodes 243 amino acids. The record is from RefSeq and is a predicted model, not a curated record. Gene Ontology annotation, cellular component: cytosol. Gene Ontology annotation, biological process: regulation of lipid biosynthetic process. Lineage: Eukaryota; Metazoa; Arthropoda; Insecta; Coleoptera; Staphylinidae. The transcript is spliced from 2 exons.